This is a messenger RNA of Amphiprion ocellaris (clown anemonefish), 5229 nucleotides long. RefSeq names its product amyloid beta (A4) precursor-like protein 1 (gene aplp1). The record is from RefSeq and is a predicted model, not a curated record. Gene Ontology annotation, biological process: axonogenesis; central nervous system development. NCBI's taxonomy places the organism in Eukaryota, Metazoa, Chordata, Actinopteri, Pomacentridae. Gene Ontology annotation, cellular component: plasma membrane; Golgi apparatus. The coding region runs from base 242 to 2374 and encodes 710 amino acids. Gene Ontology annotation, molecular function: transition metal ion binding; alpha-2B adrenergic receptor binding; heparin binding. The transcript has 17 exons.
CUGUGAUAAAUACCCGCAGAAACAGGGCUUGGUUCUGUCAGACUUCAUCCACAUAAAAAGCCCCGGCUGCCAUUGGAGAGCCCGUUGGCGAGAGCGCACAGGAGGAAGAGGAGAUAUCGCAGGGAAAACGCAGCGUCCAUCACUCCAGCUGAUGUAACCAGACAGCGUAUGUUGGAGGCAGCUCUUUUUCAUUAGCAACUUCGUCACCAAAUACAGAAAAGAGACAAAAGAAGGCGAGAAAAUGGGACAUACCGUAUUACCUAUAUUGAUGGCUGUAUUGUCCCACUGCGUGUGGGAAAACGUCGAGGCUCUGGCCAUGGCCGAGGUGAACGGUCCAGGCCCCCAGCUGGCCGAGCCUCAGAUCGCCAUGUUCUGCGGCCGUCAGCUCCUGCACAUGAACAUACAGACCGGCCAGUGGGAGCCGGAUCCUCAGGGCCGCCAGGGCUGCUUCAAAGAGCCCGGUGAAAUCCUGUCCUACUGUCAGGAGAUGUACCCAGCGCUUCCAAUCUCCCAUAUAGAGGAGUCAAAAAGACCCGUCACCAUCCCCGCCUGGUGUAAGAAAGGCUGGGGCCACUGCCAGACACACCCCUUCAUAGUCCUGCCCUACCGCUGUCUGGAAGGCGAGUACGUGAGCGAGGCCCUGCUAGUGCCCGACCGAUGCCGUUUCCUCCACCAGGAGCAGAUGGAUGCUUGCAAGAGUUACGUGUACUGGCACAACAUCGCUAAGGAGGAAUGCACUGCAGACAAUCUGGAGCUCCACAGCUACGGGAUGCUGCUGCCAUGCGGGGACCAUUUCCGGGGCGUUGAGUACGUUUGCUGCCCGAGCCGAGGCAGCUCCAGCGGGAAAGGCGAGACAGAGGAGCAAGACAUCCCUGCUGGUUCCCAGACACUCACAUCCCAGACCAGUGGAAAGCUCAACUCUUUCACCAAAGUGACGGCUCCCACUCCGAGCCCCUCUCCUGACACAGAUGUGGACGAGGCCGAUAUGGAAGAGGAGGAUGACGAAGUGCUGGAGGAAGAGGAGGAAGAAGAGGAGGAGGAAGUGGAUGAGGAGGAGGCAGAGGAAGAGGAGGAUGAGGAGGCAAUCGCUGUGAAAGAUCCCGAGGAGUAUGAAUAUCCUAUUGACUCGGGUCCCUACCAGACGUCGGACUAUUUGGACUCGUUCUACUACGAGAAAAGCCACAAACCCACCACAUCUGCACCUCUGAUGAAGGGAGACAGCUUGACGACACCUCGGCCCACAGAUGGCGUCGAUGUUUAUUUCGAGAAGCCUGCCGACGACACCGAGCAUGCCAACUUCCUGCGAGCCAAAACAGACCUGGAGGAGCGCAGGAUGAAGCGUAUCAAUGAGAUCAUGAAGGAAUGGGCCGAGGCAGACAACCAGUCAAAAAAUCUGCCAAAGUCAGAGCGGCAGGCCCUGAAUGAGCACUUCCAGUCUGUGCUGCAGACGCUGGAGGAGCAGGUCGCUGGAGAAAGGCAGCGGCUGGUGGAGACUCACCUAGAAAGAGUCGAAGCCAUUCUGAACAACAACCGCCGCCUGGCCCUGGAGAACUACCUGGCUGCUGUACAAGCCGAUCCCCCUCAGCCUGAACGUGUGCUGCAGGCCCUGAAGCGCUACAUGGCUGCUGAGCAGAAGGACCGCAGACACACACUGAGACACUACCAGCAUAUCGUGGCUGUCGACCCGCAGAAGGCCGAGCAGAUGAAAUUCCAGGUGUACACACAUCUUCACGUGAUCGAGGAGAGGAUGAACCAGAGUCUCGCGCUGCUCUACAAAGAUCCCACACUGGCCGAGGAGCUGCACAAUGAUAUUCAGGAGCUGGUCAAGGCAGAACGAGGAGACAUCAGCGAGCUCAUGACCACCUCCUUCUCUGAGACUCGCACCACUGAGGAGCUUCUUCCGGCUGAGAGCGAAGAGGAGAAGGAUGAUGAAGAGGAAGAGGAGAGGGCCUUCCAGAACAGGCCUUAUCCUCCCCGCAUUGAACUGCAGUCUAAUAAGAAAGCAGAGGAUGAAUAUGAUUACACCACAUCUGAGAGAGGCCCUACUUAUGAAUAUGAGGAAAAGAUCAACACCUCUGCAGAGCUGAAGCAGGUAGUCAAGCCUAAUGAGAUUGCAAGAGAUGAGCUGCAACCUGAUGCCUUGGAGACGUUUAACCGUGGCGCCAUGGUGGGGCUGCUGGUGGUCGCCGUGGCCAUCGCCAUGGUGAUGGUAAUCAGCCUGCUGCUGGUGCGUAGGAAGCCGUACGGCACCAUCAGCCACGGCAUCGUAGAGCAGGUCGACCCCAUGUUGACACCAGAAGAACGACAGCUCAACAAAAUGCAGAACCACGGCUACGAAAACCCCACCUACAAAUUCUUUGAACAGAUCAACUGAAGUCCCGGGGGCUGCCAACAAGUCAUGCCUGUUUUAUCCCCUUCCCUCCCCUUCCCUCCCCUGCUCUCCCUUCCAGCGGUGUCCCAGCUACGCUCCCUCUGACGGAUUUCCGAUGUGUUGCAAAUCUAAAGUCACUGAAUAAGUACGGGGUACAUCCCAAGCCCAUUGUAAAUGACCGACAACAACCGAUCAUCAUUACCAGAAUGUGAAUAAUGAGCUACGAACCCCACCAUCACCUACUGUAAACUAAUACUCCUUUGAGUCUGAGGGUAGUUCUUUGCAUUAGCAGUGCCACAGCAUUUCAUAAUCCUGAGAAACGUUCACCUCAUCCCAGCGGCAUGACUUGAUCUCUUGCUCCUCACUAGAAAAAACUGAGUUUAAACGGUGCAUAAUGCUUUAUAGUAUUUAUUUUUCAGUAGUAGUGUCUUUGUUCGAGUUGUACCACAGUUAGAUAUAAUGUAUCUGUGUAGAUGAGUGUGAGUGACGACCUAGUUAAAUCAUGGUGUAAUUCUCUAUUUAAAAAGUGAUAAAAGGGCAAUUACCCAGCUGAUUGUUACACUAAAUUUACCUCCAUGAGCUCCUGUCACAUUGGAAAAUACCUCUAAUAUUACAUAUAAGCAUUAAGCAAUGAUGUGGAGGUGAAUGUGUGAGACAUUUAGAAAGGAAUCCUUAAAAAAAAAAAAAAAAAAAAUAACACACUAAUCAAUACAGAACUUUGUGCUGGUGGUACAAAAAAUAACACCAUGUUUUUGACUUCUGAGGAUCUGCCCUCGAUAUUCUUAAUUAUUUGGCAAAAAUAUACCAAAUGUUUCAUUUAGCCAGUGAAUGGGUUUGUUUUAUUUGUUCUGCUACCUAAAGAACUGUAAAACAGAAUAAUCAAAAGUCCGUUCUUUUAAACCGAAAGCAUGACAACUUGUUGUAUGAUGCUGCUGUAACUCUUUGUGUUGUUCCCGUCAUUGCUCUUGUUUUUAUUUUAAUUUUUUUUUUUUGAAAAGUCUGAAAUGUCACCGUUCAAAAUGGACACUGUAAAUAACGUAUGAAAUACAUACUACUACUAGAUGUAGACAUUUCUAUGAUUAAUUUGCAUUGAUGUAAUGGAAUAAUACAUUAAAAAAAAUAGUACAUUGUGCUGUUACGAGAAGGAGAAACAUUUUCCUAACAUGGCUGAUUGAAAACGGACUGUUGUAAAAACCAGCACAAGACAACGACACAGCAACUACUUUCUGAAUGUAUUUAAGGUAGACGUUGAGAUUCCAUCUUCUUUUUUCAGUAAUGCAUCAUCCCCCCCUCUAGUAAACCUUAGUAGAAGUAGUGAAGUCCCAACACACACCGACAGACUACAUGCCUGAUGCACUUCUCAUCACUUUGUGUAGCAGCCGAUUCAUUUUUUUCACAUUUCACAGGUGUGUUUUAGAGCAGAGGAGCUUAACGGUUAUUUAAACUGCACAGAGCAGCCGAGUGUAAAAGAGGACACAGCUAUAGUAAUGUGAAGUGUCAGUGUGUGUAGUAAUUCUUAAAAUCAGACCACACUCUGGCUUGAUAGUUUGACAUCUUUGCUCUAUAGAUGUCAUAUUGAAGUUCAUGGGAAGCGUUUUCACCGAAUGACUCAUUGUAGUUUGUCAUAUUUAUGAUCAACAUAGUACCCUAUAUAGGUAAGUGAAAGAAGGGAUUGCCCCUUUUUUCUUCUGGCUGAUUGUUAACUGCUUAGUGUGUCGGUUUGAUUUCUGUUUGGCCACUUAAUUCUAGAAGACCAUCUCAGUUAAGGAAGGUCGUGGGAUGUUGCUUUUGGUUCAUCAGUCUUUAACUAUAUGCUAUAGUGCAGAUAAUCCAUACCAAAAUCAGGUUAUUUUUUAUUUAUUUAUGGCCCUUUUCUGUAAGAAAAAAACCUGCAUUGAAGGAAAAACUAGAUUACUGCAUUAUAACUUUUGAGUUUAUUUAUGUAAAGUUUGCUUUGGAGGAAGCUCUUGGGAUUGUGAGUUUUGUUUAAUUUGAGCAUUAAUCCUCUCGUUAGGCCGGGUUAUUGCAGGUUGCGGUUGCGUUAUGACAGGUUAAGAGAAGUCAUAGCCCUUGUAUAAUUUGUACAGCUACGUUAGUGAAUGAAAACAUUGUAUGUUCACAGUUUAAGUCAGUUGAUCUUGUAAUGAUACUACUGAAACCAUAGAUGAGAAUAAGCUUGCCUGUGUUUCCCAAACCACUGAAGGUUUCCUACCAGCAUUUAGCAGACGUAGAAUGGUGUAUACUGUAGUUACUCAAAUCACAUUUGUACUUACGUCCUCUGUCAAAAUUCUAGAUUUCUUUGUUGGUCUGUCCCCCUUCCCCUGAUGAAAUAUAAACGACGUUAUUGAGAUUUUAAUUGCUGCAUUAUUGCCUUUUACAAUGCUGUGUUUUGGAUGUAAUUAUUCUGUAUUUUUUAUUUAUAUGUAAUAAUCAGUUGGAUCAAGGGUCAUGCUUUUCACAUGUAAUUUUAGAUGCUUGUAUGAGAAAACACUGACAAGUUUAUAACGCUCAGAAAUGUGAAAUCUAGACAGAUUUAUGGCCUCUGCCUAAUUGACAAGGAGUGGCACUAAGCACAAGUCGAACCAAAUUCCUCCAUUUGUGUACAGGUUGCUUAAAUGUGAAGACACCGUCUGUCUGAUUUCAAUUUUACUGUGUAAUUCUGGGGAUGUUGAUAGUAUUAUCGAUAGAGCUGUUCUUCAUUUUCAUUCAGACCUUUAACCAAAGACAUGCUCCAUAAAUAGUCAGACAGAUGAUUGAAUUUGGCAAAAAUGUUUUCUGUGUAACUGUAUUGCAAGCAAUCUGACAAAUUAAAACUGGUCAAGCUAAUUAAUAGUGUAAUAAAAAUGAAUGACCCAUCA